ACCGCUGUCCAUCUCCAUCAGGAGCACGCAGCAGAAUUAAUUAAGGUCUGGUCGCCAAUGGAGAAACCUCAACUACACAAAGAAGAAGAAGAAGAAGAAGAAGAAGAAAAAGAAAAAGAAGAUACCAGAAAGCAGCAGCAGCAGCUUCCACACAUAUCGCCCAUGGAACCGCUGACUAAGGAGGCUUACGGCGGCGGGAUGUACGGCAAAGACGACAAACCGAAUCUGCAGCAGCAGCCGCCGGCGAGCGCUACGCAGAGCGCCGACGGGCCGGCUGAAGCCACCGCCGCGCCGAAGCAUACGCCGCCGCCGUCUACCGGCGACCGAGACCGCGAUAUCACUGGCCAAUCUUACAUUCAAUAAUUGGUUUAAUUUGUUUGUAUAAUAUAAUUAUGGAUGUUAACACAAAUAUGUAGAAUUUGUUUU
This is a messenger RNA of Andrographis paniculata, 426 nucleotides long. RefSeq lists its product as uncharacterized. Bases 58 to 363 code for a protein of 101 amino acids. The transcript has a single exon. Lineage: Eukaryota; Viridiplantae; Streptophyta; Magnoliopsida; Lamiales; Acanthaceae. The record is from RefSeq and is a predicted model, not a curated record.